CUCAGAAUAUAACAAUACCAACUCUAUUAGGCCGUCAGAUAUCGAAAUAUAUUUAUCCAUUAAAUGAGAAAACAAUCGCUUUUCCAUAUCCACUUAAUAAUGAUGAAAAUAUUUUGCACGAUAUAUUAAAAUGGGAACUCUUCUUUUUACAAAUUGGAUGUAAGACACCAGUAUUAUGUAUUACUGAAAUGGAUGUAUUAAAUACACUUCCAAUUUUACCGUCGUUUACCUCUUAUUUCAGUUUAUCAAUUAAAUUAGCUGAAGAAAUCUUAAAUUAUCGGUCAGAGACCAUACGAACUUUUCUACAAAAAUUUCCAAUUUUAUGUUCAAACGAAUUGAUCAGUCCUGUAUCGGCAACAUAUGAUCAAACAUUAAUCAAUGAUUUACAAUUUUUACCUCAUCUUGAUAUUCCUCCACAUACACGUCAUUUAGCAAGUUUAUUAAGUGUUUGCACUGAAAUCAAUUUAAAAUCUUGUUUAACUGUUCUACAGAUACUAUGCAUUAAUCAAAACAAAGAUAUUGAUUUGUAUAUUGAAUGGAUGGUCCGUUUACAAUUGUACAUUCGAGAACAACAAAAACAAUUUCACUUAGAAGAUAUACUAUAUAUAUGUAAACUAUACAUACCUGAAUCAGAUAAAUUUUGUUCAUUAAAUGAACUGUUUAUUACUACAAAUGAUAAAUAUACAGAAGAAAUGAAAAUUAUUACAAAGUAUUUAAACUAUGAAUAUAUCUCACCAACUUUUAAUAGUAGAUACUGGCAGUUUAAAACGUUACUUAUAACUCUUAAUCAUUGUCAUUGUCAACCAACCAUAGCGGAAUUAAUUGCUGUUUUACAAUUGUUUAGUCAAGAUAAAAAUAAUUUUUAUCAAAUAAGUGAUUGUACAAUGAUCUUGACCGAAAUAGGAAACGAAAAUGUUUCGAUUUUAUUGCAAUAUUUGGAAACAUUUUUAUUAUCAAAGAUCUUAGAUGAUCAUUCAGAAUUAUGUCAGGUAGUCAAUCAACGAAAUAUGACUGCACCUUAUGGUAGUAAAGAUGAUUGGAAUUGA
Molecule: messenger RNA, 1046 nt
Organism: Didymodactylos carnosus
Lineage: Eukaryota; Metazoa; Rotifera; Eurotatoria; Philodinida; Philodinidae
Source: the annotation of a GenBank genome assembly